Messenger RNA from Drosophila melanogaster (fruit fly), 2185 nucleotides. RefSeq lists its product as uncharacterized. NCBI's taxonomy places the organism in Eukaryota, Metazoa, Arthropoda, Insecta, Diptera, Drosophilidae. The transcript has 9 exons. Bases 218 to 1723 code for a protein of 501 amino acids. The record is from RefSeq and is marked reviewed.
CGCGCCGUGUAAAUCGAAUCGAAACGGAAACAAAGCCCCGAAAACAGUGGAAAAAGGAAAAAGGAAACGCGGAAAGCGUCGGAAAAGCGAAUGCCAAGUGAAUACAUUUAAUCCAUGAAUCACGACUGGGGCGAUGUGCAGAGUCGCGGACUCUAGUGGUUUCCCAGCCUAAAUUAUAAUAAUAAAUUCCCAAGGAGGAUUGCAAAAACCCACAAACAUGCCUCCCAAGAGACGAAGGAGAUUCCAGGGACUCUAUUACCAUUCAUCGCCGCCCAAAGUGAUGCCCAUGAAUGGACAGGCGGGUGGACAAAAUGGACGCAAGCGUCGGGACAACGAAGAUUUCUCGGUGAAGUUAUCCACCAUCAGGAUCUGGAUUCACGAGAAGGACAUUGGCAAGUUGACGCGUAUUUUAUGGGGUGGCCAGGGCAACAGACUAUGCCAACAGGCCAGCAACAAUGGUCGAGUGAAGCGCUUCCUCGCAGCCGUUCCCCAUGUCAUGAAUGCCAUCAAAGAUCUGCACCAGGCGGUCAUCGACAACAAUCUGGAGACCGUGCAGGCGCAGCUGGAGCCACCGGUGCCCAGUGCACUGGUCACCUGCAAGGACGGCAAUGGCUUGAACAUCAUACACAAGGCCGCCGGACUGGGCCACACCAAGCUGCUGGAAUACCUGGUGGGCAUUUGGCCCGAGGGCGCCCAUGAGACGGACAUUACCGGAAAGACGCCGCUCCACUGGGCCGCCAGUGCCAAGAACAACAUGCGAUGCUACACACUGCUCACCCAAGCGGGUUGCGACGAGGAGGCCGUCGAUUAUAAAAUGAAGACCCCCUCAUACUAUCGCCACAAGCCGCACGAAAUCGAGCGCGCCUUCCUGGUUUAUGUGCCGGAUGCACCUCGCGUCUCCCCCGACAGCGCCACCGAUUGGGACGCCUUGUGCGAUGAGAGUGGAGUGGACAACGGAGCGGGGGGCGAUGCCAGCUCCAAGAAACUGGACAUCAAGGUGCCGCCUUCUGUGAAUGGCCGAAAAUCGCUGGACGACAGCCUUGAGAACACCUCGGAGCUAGACACCAACGACGGUACGAGUGCCAAUGAGGAUGACGAUCUGUCCAAGGUGGAUGCGGAGCCGGAAGCGGAAGUCGCCUCGCCAUUGCAGCGCCGACCGGAAACGCCGGCCACCUUCAACACGAUCAAUGGCGAUGGCGAUGGCGAAGACAGCGAGCCAGAGAAUAUUGGAAGAGCUGUAAGCGCGAAUGGAGGCGGAGAGGCAGAGGAAAACGGAGUUGGGCAGGACGAAGGAGGCGGAGGAGAUGCGGUAAUCGUGGAGAAUGGCGAAGUUCGCGAGGAGGCUCCGGAGGAGGAUCAGCCAACAGAGCCCGAGGACGUGGGAAAACCCGAGGAGUCUGCUACUGAGAGUGAGCUUGAAGGAAACAAAAAGACUGAAGUGGAGCCAGAGGAGCCAGAGGAGCCAGUGGAGCAUGUGGAGCAUGUGGAGCAGGCGGUGGAACAGGCGGAGCAGGUGGAACAGGCGGAGCAGGUGGAACAGGCGGAGCAGGUGGAACAGGCGGAGCAGGUGGAGCAUGAGAAGCAGGAGACAGUGGAUGAGCCGGAGAGCAACGCUAAGGAUGAAGCGGAUCCGGAAGUUGCCGCCAUGUCCGUCGAAGAAAGGGAACCAGAGUCAGAGAACGAUAACGAUGACGAUGAUGAGGUACAGAUGGGCGUGCUCUAAGUGUCCGCAAACGUUUUGUAGUUUAUUCACGUUUGUUGUGUGUGCCGUUUGCUCAACCCAUUUACCCCUCUUCAAUGUGAACCUCUAAAAUGAAACGCAAAAAACUCAAAAAAAAAAAAACUGAAUUUGAAAAGUAAUAUACCAAUCUGCUGCAGCCAGGCACUCAAAUUCCAUUCAUUCCAAUUUGUUUUACCACUGCAAGAGCCACAGCAACAGCAACAACUUCAGCCGCAACCCAAUCAGCAGCAAAAUGCGAAACUUUAGCAAUCAACUUCAACAUAAGCCCGCUUAGAUAAUGAAAUAACCGUAACCGAAGCAAAAUUUCUUGAUAUAUCUCUAUACAUAUACAUAUAUAUAUAUUUUGUAAAGCAAGUGUUAUGUUCUCUUCUUUCCAAUAACAAUAUAUUUAGCCGUAGGCAUUGUAGUAACAGUAACCAAUUAAAAAUGGAAAGCAAAACCUGC